This is a messenger RNA of Anthostomella pinea, 1002 nucleotides long. Lineage: Eukaryota; Fungi; Ascomycota; Sordariomycetes; Xylariales; Xylariaceae. The record is from the annotation of a GenBank genome assembly.
AUGGCAGGGACGCAAACCGGAAUCCUCCCGGACGAGCUUCAACUCGCGACCGCCAAACAUGUCAAGUACAUACAGAGUCUGGAUACGAGGAAAGACGAAUACGACUACUGGCUGACCGAACACCUUCGCCUGAACGGACUCUACUGGGGUCUGACUGCUCUUUACCUGCUCCGACAUCCCGACGCCCUUCCUCGCGCCGAGACCAUCGAUUUCGUCCUUUCGUGCCAACAUGAGAACGGGGGCUUUGGCGCUGCGCCUGGCCACGACGCCCACAUGCUCUACACCGUCAGUGCCGUACAGCUCCUUGCCUUGGUUGAUGCAUUCGACGAUCUCGAGAACCGUGGCAAGGGCAAGGGCAAGGCGCAGGUGGCUAAAUUCAUAGCAGACCUCCAGGAUCGAGAAACGGGCACCUUCGCUGGCGACGAGUGGGGCGAAGAAGACACCCGUUUCCUCUAUGGAGCGCUGAACGCGCUCUCGCUCCUCGGUAUGACGCAUCUCGUCGAUGUCGACAAGGCGGUCGAGCACAUUGCUGCCUGCGCCAACUUCGACGGGGGCUAUGGUGUCAGUCCUGGCGCCGAGUCACAUUCCGGCCAGAUUUUUACUUGCGUAGCGGCGCUUACCAUUGCGGGACGGAAAGACCUGAUCGAUGUUGACAAGCUGGCUGGGUGGCUGAGCGAGCGGCAGCUUCCCAACGGUGGCCUCAACGGCAGGCCAGAGAAGGACGAAGACGUCUGCUACAGCUGGUGGGUGCUGAGUAGUCUUGAUAUGAUCGGUCGGACACACUGGAUCAAUCGGGAGAAGCUCAUCGGCUUCAUCCUGAGGUGUCAGGAUACCCAAGAUGGCGGCCUCUCGGACAGACCUGGUAACAUGGUCGACGUCUGGCACACUCUAUUCGGACUUACUGGCCUGAGUCUUCUGGGAUAUCCUGGCCUCGAUGCCAUCGAUCCUGUAUACUGCCUCCCGAGGUCUACGACAGAGCGCGUCCUGGGCAAGUCAACGUAA